AUGUCACGUGGAAGCUUUCAAAGAGAAGAUUCACUAGCAAAGGGGCGAAGCGAAAAGUCUUCUCUACUUCUUUUUCUUUCUUGUUAUACCCGUCCGUUCGUGCCAAGGGGCGAUAGCGGUCCAAUAGCUGCGCUUACAGGGGUCUCAGUUUCCCACCUCCUUUUUGCUGAUGAUCUUUCCCAAUCCGGACAUCCACUCAGUCCAAAACCGUACUCUGGCCUUUCAAGAUUUUCACACAUACUCCGGCCUUCCGGUUAUGGUGACUGGGAUCGCAGGUCAAUACAUACAGUUAUCUGGGAGACCAUCUGUAAACCGAAAAGGAGGGUUGAUUUGGCAUCCCAGGCCUUAGGAGAUGGAAUGAAGCCUGCCUUCUCAAGCAGGUUUGGCUGCUGGCCUCCAACCCCAGUUUCAUAUGGACCGACUGGAUCAAAACUAGAUAUAUCAAAUAAAAAUGGAUAUGGGACUCUUCCCCUCCAACUGGCUUCCUGUGUGGAAUAA
Dovyalis caffra is the source of this 498-nucleotide messenger RNA. The record is from the annotation of a GenBank genome assembly. Lineage: Eukaryota; Viridiplantae; Streptophyta; Magnoliopsida; Malpighiales; Salicaceae.